AGAAAAUGCAUUAUUAAUUUCUAAUGUUAUUUUUUCGCAGCUGUGUUUGCCUAACUGUAAAUAUUCAAAAGAGCUUAAAUACCACAGAGCCAAAGCUAUUUUAAUUUUUUAAAGGAUUUGGUCAUUUCCCUUUAGUAAUUUGAGGCCACUUUUGAUUAAGAUUUUAAUUUAAUAUGCAGCUUUUUCAUAUAUAUUCUUUUUACUUUAUAAUUUCUGUAUUUAUAAUCCAUGCCUUAAAAUGCCAAUUGCAUGUAUUUCUUUUCUUUUGGUUUUUAAAUUAUCAUAUAGUAAAGUUCACUUUGGCUUUGGUGUACAGUUCCAUGAAUUUAGACUUCUGUGACUACUAGAACAAUCAAGCUGAAGAACAGUUCUGUCUUCACCCAACAUUUGCUCAUUUUGAUCCUCCCUGCUCCAACUCCUGGCAACCACUGAUGUUUUUCUUCAUAUUGUUUUGGAUUUUCAAGAGUGUCCUAUAAAUGCAAUUACGUAGUAUCUUAUUUUGAAUGUCUUACAUUGCUCACAUGACUGAACAUUUUUCCACAAUUAGUUGCAACUGUGUUUUUUGUAUCUUGUAUAGUUUGUGCCUUUGCAAUUUCUUUUCUUGGGUCAUAAACAGUGCUUUUCUUACAAAUUUGAAUACCCUUAUUGUGUAAGAAUGAUGUUAACUUAUUUCUGUUGCACCAACCAUUGCUAUUUCCCGGGGUAGGUCUUUAAGUUUGGUUAUUUUCCUUAAAUGUAUAAGACCUUACCAAUAGGAAUAACACUUGAUUAAUAAUAUUGUAAUACUCUGGUGAUGCAGUCUGAUGCAGUAUCCCUAAAUCUGGGAAAGAUUGUAAAAAAAAAAAAAAAAAGUUAAAGAUGCAUUAUUUCUAGUGUGUAGGAGUUGGAAACAGACUAAAUACGUAGCUUUAGACUUUAGGAAAGCAGAUCAUAGAGCUACAGACAGUAAAAUGUCAUGCAAGAAUGACAAGGAUGUCUGCAAAGAUGUCAAAGAAACUUGAAAAAUUUUUAUAGUAAAAUGUUAAAUUAAAAAGCCAAGUAUAAUUCCAUACCCACAGGAUGAUCAUAGCAUGCAGAGAAAAACACAAAACUUGCUAAUUUUAAAAGAUGAGGGAAAAUAGAUCAAAAUAAUAACCUUUUUUUUAUUGGUGGAAAUAUUGAGAGACGUCUUACUAACUCUGCAUGUCUUCUUCAUUUUUCAUUAUGAUCACCUGAAAAGCUCUCUGAACUACAUGGAGAAAAGCACUCUGGGUAGUUCAGGUGUAAAAUGCUGCCAUCUGCCUGAAAAACUCACUCCUGAGCCUGAGGUUCUAUUCAAUGAUGUGUGAAGCUUACCCCACAAAUACCAAUUCUGUCUUCUAGAUGUCAAAUAUAUGUCAGAUCAUGUCACUGUGACCAGACCUUUAGAAAGAGGGAUACUGACUUGGCUGCCAGACAGAACGUACAUGUAUUGGACAAAUAAUCAAAAUGCUUAGAAGUAACAGAAUACUGCAAGUGAAUCUGGCCAAAUGGCCAUAUCAUCUGCAUUGCUUAUUAAGUAAGAAAUCAUUGUCUAGGCAAGACCUUCAGGAGAGAGGAUUUUGCCCCCAGCUCUCUUCCUUGCUGUAACGAAAGCCCUGGUCACCCCAGAGGUUUCCAUCUCUUCCUGAGACAGCAUUUCCCAGAUACCUGCUGGGCUGCUGUUGCCUGAUUAGAAAGCCAACCUGGGAAUAGCAGAGCGACACCAGGAAAGGCCAGAGCGCUUUAACUCAGGUUUGAUGAGUCAGUGAUCCCUCCAGACUCAAAAAGAAUUAAGGAAAUCUUCAAAAAAUCCCUACAUGGCAAAAACUUCCAUAACUGAAGAUGAUUCUCAGUGACUUUUUCCUGAUUUGUGGAGAAAUGAAGUUUUGUCUAAAAGACCCAAGUGGCCCAGGAAAGAAGGGAUUCUCAAAGAAGCUCUCUCCCGAGAACUCACAGCUGUUAGCCCCGCUCCUGCCUGGGAAUUCUAAACUCAUAGGGCCAAGGGGGCUCCCUAAAGACAAAUGUUUACGACAUCUACCUGCUAAUUCAGCAGCAUGAUAGAUACAGAACCCAACAAAUCAUGAUGUUUACACAACCAUCUCCUUUAGAUAAACUUUCCAAACUCUGCAGGAAACUAGGACUUCAUUAAUAUCUGUGAAAUUAACAGCACCUGUCAAAAGCUCCUAAUCUGUCUCUUGUAGAGCCAAAGAACACUGGCAUUUAGCGUACUGGAGAUCCCUUACAGCUUCGCUAGAUGGGGUAUUACAGGUCCAAGGUUUCCAGUUAUGUUACUCAUUCUCACUUCCAGGUUUUUAUUAUUUCACAUAGUUUUCUUUCUUUAUACAAAGGCAGAAAAGACAACCAAUGCUUUGUUUCUUUGGCUUGGAAAAAAAUAUGAGUAUAAAAUGGUCAAGAAGAGAGAGGGAGCAAGGAAGUAACUUUUUCACUGAAUAUCAGAUGAUAAUUUCAGAUUAAUGGAACCUCAGGAAAGUAGGUAAAAGAGAAAAGGUAUUUAGUUCACAUAAGCGGCCAGGACAUUCAACAAUGGAACAAUAGAUGAAGAAUUAGACUAGAUCUCUGGAUUUGGAGCCAGCACUUUGGUAACUUUCAUCUAAACCUCUUGAAAAACAUGCUGAUUUGGGGGCUUUUAUCAAGUAUUUUGUUCAUCCUUAGAUGAUAAAGCCCUAUUCUAUAGUAGUCAAUGAAUUUGGAGUUUUCUGCGUGGUUUGUUAAGUUCAAAGGCUGUGUGUGUGUGUGUAACUGUGAAGAAAGCAGACUUUUUUGAAAAUGUCCAAAGUAAAUAAGGAUCAGCUGCUGAAUGCCUUGGGCCAAUCCCAUUACACACAUAAAUAGACCAUGUAAGAAUUUUGCGGUGUCAUAUUUAACUAGUGUGACUAAAAUAGACUCGCUCUUUAUAAACUCAUUUUCUGAUCACUGUGUGCUGUUUCCUGGGCACCUACUUGAAUAACAGAAGACAUAAAACGUUGGAAAACUUUUGCCUCACUCUGCCACGACUAGGCCCCACUCCAUUAGGUUGAGUAGAAUUAACUCUUGAGUUCGUUCUCACUAACAAGGUUGAGUGCAGACUUCCAGAAAGCUGCUCCCCUCGGCAAGUCAGUGUGUGGUUUGGGGGUGCAACCAUGUCGCCAUUUCUUCGGAUUGGCUUGUCCAACUUUGACUGCGGGUCCUGCCAGUCUUGUCAGGGCGAGGCUGUUAACCCUUACUGUGCUGUGCUCGUCAAAGAGUAUGUCGAAUCAGAGAAUGGGCAGAUGUAUAUCCAGAAAAAGCCUACCAUGUACCCACCCUGGGAUAGCACUUUUGAUGCCCACAUCAACAAAGGAAGAGUCAUGCAGAUCAUUGUGAAAGGCAAAAAUGUAGACCUCAUCUCCGAAACCACUGUGGAACUCUACUCACUGGCUGAGAGGUGCAGGAAGAACAACGGGAAGACAGAAAUAUGGUUAGAGCUGAAACCUCAAGGCCGAAUGCUAAUGAAUGCAAGAUACUUUCUGGAAAUGAGUGACACAAAGGACAUGAGUGAAUUUGAGACGGAAGGCUUCUUUGCUUUGCAUCAGCGCCGGGGUGCCAUCAAGCAGGCAAAGGUCCACCAUGUCAAGUGCCACGAGUUCACCGCCACCUUCUUCCCACAGCCCACGUUUUGCUCUGUCUGCCACGAGUUUGUCUGGGGCCUGAACAAGCAGGGAUACCAGUGCCGACAAUGCAAUGCAGCAAUUCACAAGAAGUGUAUUGAUAAAGUUAUAGCAAAGUGCACAGGAUCAGCUAUCAAUAGCCGAGAAACCAUGUUCCACAAGGAGAGAUUCAAAAUUGACAUGCCACAUAGAUUUAAAGUCUACAAUUACAAGAGCCCGACCUUCUGUGAGCACUGUGGGACCCUGCUGUGGGGACUGGCACGGCAAGGCCUCAAGUGUGAUGCAUGUGGCAUGAACGUACAUCACAGAUGCCAGACGAAGGUGGCCAACCUUUGUGGCAUAAACCAGAAGCUAAUGGCUGAAGCGCUGGCCAUGAUUGAGAGCACCCAACAGGCUCGCUGCUUAAGAGAUACUGAACAGAUCUUCAGAGAAGGUCCAGUUGAAAUUGGUCUCCCAUGCCCCAUCAAAAAUGAAGCAAGGCCGCCAUGUUUACCAACACCGGGAAAAAGAGGUAGCUGUCCUGAGCCCCAGGGAAUCUCCUGGGAGUCUCCGUUGGAUGAGGUGGAUAAAAUGUGCCAUCUUCCAGAACCUGAACUGAACGUAGAAAAACCGUCUCUGCAGAUGAAACUGAAAAUCGAGGAUUUUAUCUUGCACAAGAUGUUGGGGAAAGGAAGUUUUGGCAAGGUCUUCCUGGCAGAAUUCAAGAAAACCAAUCAAUUUUUUGCAAUAAAGGCCUUAAAGAAAGAUGUGGUCUUGAUGGACGAUGAUGUCGAGUGCACGAUGGUAGAGAAGAGAGUUCUUUCCUUGGCCUGGGAGCAUCCAUUUCUGACGCACAUGUUUUGUACGUUCCAGACUAAGGAAAACCUCUUUUUUGUGAUGGAGUACCUCAAUGGAGGGGACUUAAUGUACCACAUCCAAAGCUGCCACAAGUUCGAUCUUUCCAGAGCCACGUUUUAUGCUGCUGAAAUAAUUCUUGGUCUGCAGUUCCUUCAUUCCAAAGGAAUAGUCUACAGGGACCUGAAGCUCGAUAACAUCCUGUUAGACAAAGAUGGACACAUCAAGAUCGCGGAUUUUGGAAUGUGCAAGGAGAACAUGCUAGGAGAUGCCAAGACGAAUACCUUCUGCGGGACACCCGACUACAUCGCCCCGGAGAUCUUGCUGGGUCAGAAAUACAACCACUCUGUGGACUGGUGGUCCUUCGGGGUUCUCCUUUAUGAGAUGCUGAUCGGUCAGUCACCUUUCCACGGGCAGGAUGAGGAGGAGCUCUUCCACUCUAUCCGCAUGGACAAUCCCUUUUACCCACGGUGGCUGGAGAAGGAGGCAAAGGACCUGCUGGUGAAGCUCUUUGUGCGAGAACCAGAGAAGAGGCUAGGUGUGAGGGGAGACAUCCGCCAGCACCCUUUGUUUCGGGAGAUCAACUGGGAGGAACUUGAACGGAAGGAGAUUGACCCGCCGUUCCGGCCGAAAGUGAAAUCACCAUACGACUGCAGCAAUUUCGACAAAGAAUUCUUGAACGAGAAGCCCCGGCUGUCAUUCGCCGACAGAGCACUGAUCAACAGCAUGGACCAGAACAUGUUCAGGAACUUUUCCUUUGUUAACCCUGGGAUGGAGCGGCUGAUAUCCUGAAUCUUGCCCCUCCAGAGACACGAAGGAAUUUGCCUUCUCCCUGGGAACUGGUUCAAGCGACACUGCCUGGGUUCCUUUUUCAACUUGGAAAAGAAAAGAAACACUCGACAACAAAGGCUGAGGCCGGUUCUACCCCCACGUGACUUUUAUCUGUAGCAGAAACCAAGUCUAUUUCACUAAUGACCAGGGGUCUUGACUCCUGACGUGUCUCACAGACACUCCUGAAGUUAGGUCAUUACUAACCAUAGUUAUUUACUUGAAAGAUGGGACUCUGCCCUGAGAAAGGUUUCAAAGCUUGAUACUGCAAUAAAUGAUGGCUCUUCACUCACUGCUGAUCAGGGAAAUGCUCGUUGAAUCGGGGCAAAUGGAGUACAGACAUCUCAAGACCGAAAUGGCCCCAUUGCCCGGUCUAGUAGAGGAUCUCAGCCGCAAACAAGCAACUACUAACCCAUUUUAUCCUGUUCCUAUCUGUGGACAUAUAAAUGGCUGGGGGGACAGCCCUGCAUAGGCUUUUAUGGGAAUUCUUUACAAUAAACAAGCUUGUAACUUGAGAUCUACAAAUUCAUUCAUUCUGAUUCGCCAUGAAGUCCAUGGGCAAGAGGACAGGUGGAAAGUGAGAGGGAAGUUUUGCUAGAACACCUACGCUGGCUAUCUUGUCAAGACAGAAAUGAUAUUUAGAGCUCCACCAGUUAAUAUCGUUUCACCCUUGCCAAUAAAACCUUUCCAUCCGUCCACUCUCAUCAGAUCCCAGGAUCAGUGCAGUCAUUCAUGCCAUCCUCACAUGAUACCCAGAAAAGAACUGAAGUGGGUAAUUCUCCUGAGAAAAGAACCUCAACCCCUGCUCCUGCCAUCACUGGUGAUUUCAUGACUCAUAAGCCCCUCUGGGAGCAUCAGUCAGGAUCAAUGACCCAAUGCAUGCUGUUUGCAGCAGUCAAUUGAGUUUAAUUAGAAUUCCAACCAUACACUUUAAAAGUAUUUGUGCUGUGUGUAUAUUUUGAUAAAAUGUUGUGACUUCAUGACAAAGAGGUGGAUGUGUAAAAAAUGGAAU
Sapajus apella (tufted capuchin) is the source of this 6321-nucleotide messenger RNA. RefSeq names its product protein kinase C theta (gene PRKCQ). Gene Ontology annotation, biological process: peptidyl-serine phosphorylation; intracellular signal transduction. The coding region runs from base 3141 to 5273 and encodes 710 amino acids. Gene Ontology annotation, molecular function: ATP binding; diacylglycerol-dependent serine/threonine kinase activity. The transcript is spliced from 18 exons. The record is from RefSeq and is a predicted model, not a curated record. NCBI's taxonomy places the organism in Eukaryota, Metazoa, Chordata, Mammalia, Primates, Cebidae.